Messenger RNA from Aspergillus nidulans FGSC A4, 1635 nucleotides. Its product is annotated as putative endosome-associated ubiquitin isopeptidase (AmsH). The transcript has 2 exons. The record is from RefSeq and is a predicted model, not a curated record. Lineage: Eukaryota; Fungi; Ascomycota; Eurotiomycetes; Eurotiales; Aspergillaceae. Gene Ontology annotation, molecular function: metal-dependent deubiquitinase activity; ubiquitin binding; K63-linked polyubiquitin modification-dependent protein binding. Gene Ontology annotation, biological process: protein transport to vacuole involved in ubiquitin-dependent protein catabolic process via the multivesicular body sorting pathway; late endosome to vacuole transport; protein deubiquitination. The coding region runs from base 1 to 1635 and encodes 544 amino acids.
AUGGCAUCUCUAUCCCCAGCCCAGAGCGGAGGCGCUUCCGCACCUCAAAGUGUGGAGAAGAUCAGCCGUUUAGCUCAGGACUACAAAUUCAACCCUGCAGUUCCCUUACGGUACUGGCUGAGGACGGCUGCUACCCUAGUUCGUGAGGCUCGAAUCUACCUGCGCGAAGGACAUGAUGAACAGGCAUACCUCCUCCUCUUCCGACAUGCUCAAUUAGUGCUUGUUCAUUUAGCCGACCAUCCAGACUUGAAGGAUGGGAAAGAUGUGAGGGAAGAACGGAAGGCUCUAAUAGCGGCUGAGAAGGAGGUGAAGCAGAAUCUGGAGAUCCUGGAAAAACUGAAGCCGCGGAUCAACAAGCGAUAUGAGCGGCAUACACAGUUGAUGCGUGAACGCCAGUCCCGCAUGUCCUCGUCCGCUGCGGUCAGUCCCGCUGCGUCGAGCCAGCCGUCGCCACCUCCGGACCCCGCUCUGUCUGGUGUUGCCGAACCUCUAGAAGCUGGGAAGGAUAAUGAGCUAGCUGUCAAGCUGGCUCGGACCGAGAUUAGUCGAAGGGCAACCGUCAGGAACGCGAUGCGCCAAGGUGGACUCAGCGGUGAGGAUGAUUCGAGCCGACGCGCGGCAGGGAUAUGGGGUGACUGGGAAGAAGCUCUGCAGCGAAAUGAGAGGAGGGAUCCCGACGAUCUGAGUCGACGCAUUCAAGAAGUGCGACUGAACCUGGAGGGCAGGCCACAGAUUUCAAGCAAGUCUGUAACGCGGCCGCUGGCCGAUGUCUCAUCUACGCCCACUUACAAAUAUCCAACUGUUCCUCGGCAGAAAGCGCUUGAUGUUCCCUCUGUUCCGGUGGAUAUUCCAAAGACCGAGGCCCGCGAGCUCACCAAGCCACCGGUACUUCCUCCGAAAGAGAGCUUUCAAACUAGCCAGCCAAGCGGGCUUGAGCUUCCGCCGCGUCCGGACAAGAUUUCACAGGCAGUUCCACCAGCAUCUGCAGCAGCAGUGCCUACGAAAGUGCCAGGGGACGACAAACGCAAGGGAUUGGACCCCUCCAGCUUCACAUUCAAGCCAUCCGCCUACCUUGAAAACGGGACGCCUCUUCGCACCGUCUUUCUUCCACCACAGUUGCGGUCACAUUUUCUGUCGCUCGCCGCGUCAAAUACUCGUAAGAAUUUGGAAACGUGCGGUAUUCUCUGUGGUACACUGAUAUCUAACGCCCUCUUUAUUUCUCGACUUCUUAUCCCCGAGCAGAUAUCUACAUCAGACACCUGCGAGACAGUCAACGAGUCCGCCAUUUUUGAUUACUGCGACUCGGAAGAUCUAAUGGUGCUUGGCUGGAUCCAUACGCACCCUACCCAGACCUGCUUCAUGAGCUCAAGGGACUUGCACACACAUUGCGGGUAUCAAGUCAUGCUACCGGAGAGCAUUGCCAUCGUUUGCGCGCCGAGUCAGACCCCAAACUGGGGUGUAUUCCGUUUGACGGACCCUCCAGGGCUCAAGUCGGUCCUGAGCUGUACUCAGACCGGACUGUUCCAUCCUCAUGCUGAGACCAAUCUAUACACGGAUGCGUUGCGCCCAGGGCAUGUUUUUGAGGCUAAUGGGUUAGAAUUCGAGACUGUUGACCAGCGGGUGAACAAGUCAUGA